Molecule: messenger RNA, 4017 nt
Organism: Scylla paramamosain (green mud crab)
Lineage: Eukaryota; Metazoa; Arthropoda; Malacostraca; Decapoda; Portunidae
Product: active regulator of SIRT1-like
Exons: 5
Coding region: 169-627 (152 amino acids)
Cellular component (GO): nucleolus
Molecular function (GO): enzyme binding
Source: RefSeq, a predicted model, not a curated record
AGGGGUGCCCCGUACAUACGAGAGAGAGUGUAAGUGCGGGUGUGUGUGAGUGUGUGUGUGUAAUCAUGCUUCUCCGGCAAGACAAAAUUCCAUGUGACUUUCUGUUAUAAGUCGUCGCAGAGAAGAAAACUAAUAAGCUGAGUGAGAGAGAGGCCUGGCUGGUGUGAGAUGUCUUGGUCGCUGGUCAACAGAGGCCUCGAGCUUUGUGAGGAGGACCAGACAGCAAGCAAGAGCAGGAAGGUUGACGCGGUGACACCAGGCAAGGGCUCCCGCCACCAGAAGGAAAAGAGAGCAGCUAAGCAGAGGAAGAUUGCCAAGCAGAAGCAGCAGGAGAUCAAGAGUCUCUUCAACCAGAAACAGGGUGUGAGUGCUUUGGAGAAGUACCGACAGAGCACCCCAAGAGACCGUACUGUAGACAACAUCAAGCUGCUGAAGAAGAUUGACAGGAAGCGGACACCGCAAGAGUAUGUAGAAAAGAUCCUGAGCCAGCACAGCAAAGAGUUGGAGAGAAGAGGAGGCACAAAGGAGGCACCACAGACUCAGGGCAAGAAGAAACCCCAGGAGACAUCAGUGUUUUCUGAUGAAGACUUUGAGAAGAUGAACAAGGAGUGGCUGAAGCUGUACUAGCAGGCUAUAUUUGAGAGGCCUUAGACAGUCCUGAGUGUUGGUGGGUGGCUGACUGGCGGCUGCUGGUAGUUCAUGGUAGAGGGAGCCACCCACUCUUAGCAUCCCUGGAUAUGGUCCCUUUAACUUGGCUCCUGCAGGGGAUACCUUGCAGACUGUAGACUUGAAGCAUUGUACUUGUUUGAGUGACUGAAAGUGGCUUGUUCUUGCAUUGAUUUAGAUAGUUGAUGGAUGUGAGAAAAGUUUACAAUCUCUUCUUGUAUGGUAAGUGCAUCCUCUUGCAUCUUGAAGUGCAGCUUAUCAUGUAGUGCAUGAAUUUGUACAUUUAUUUAAUUUACAAAUUUGUUCACAUUUUUAAAUAUCUGUGUGUACGUGUUUGUGUGUCUACUGUGGACACAUUGCCUCACUGCAUAGUGCUGAGCCGUCCCGGAUCAGCAUGGCUCUCAAUGACAGGUUGACCGGCAGGAUUGUGACUCUGGCCUUUGUUUUUGCCCUUUUUGCCAUAACACUGUGGCACCUUCUCUACCAGUCACAGUAUGAUGUGUUUAACCUAGUCCCGUCACCCCUGUAUGCCUUUGGGGUGAUCCGGUACCUGUUCCUUGUGCUGUCUGUGGUCAUCCUGUGUUUCAUGAUGUAUGCUUGUAUUAACUCACAUUCCCACACUUGACUCUUUCAGGUUUGGCACCAAGUGAUUGAGUGUAUGAAGGCACAACACAAGCACCAAUUAAUAUCCCACAAAAUAUGCAAAGGUGUCCAAGGACCUUGAAUGACCCUUUGCCUUUUUGCCAAUUAGAAGCUGGAGAGAACAGCACAUAGAGCCUCACUGGGCAGUGUGUGUGUGUGCUUGUGUGCAUGUGUGUGGAGUGAUGUUUGGACACGACCGCAUCAUAGGUCAGUGUGUGCUGGUGGUCUCGGCAGUGUUGGUGCUGUACUAUCUGGUGUGGGUGGUGGGUCUGCCAUUUGUGGAUGAGGACAGUUCCCUGCGAGCCAUCUUCCCCUGCCCCAUCCUGGCCAUCAUCACCCCCACACUCAUCCUGGUGUUCCUCCUGGCCGUCACUGGAGUGUACAUCGUCAAGGCUUUGUUGGACGCUGACAGUCUGGAGAAAACCAAAUUAAAGCAAUCAUAGUGAAUGUUAUGUUGAGGUAUUUUUGUAGCUAAACAUACUUGGCUAAAUGCAGCAGAAAACUUUUGUAUUCAGAUUUGGCAAGCUUAAAACAAAGCAGUUGAGCAGCUGUUGUUUACUAAGGUGACAUUAUUCUGUAACUUUCCAUUACUGACCAGCCAUUGCCUUGUAGGAUAGUGUUCAGCAGAGCUCAGGAUUUAUGUAUUGUUUAGUGUUUUAUUUGUUAUUGUUUAUUGUUAUGGAUGACCAUCAAAAUAUCAGGCCAUAUAAUUUAAGUUGAGUAUACCAGUGUUCGUGUGAGCAGUGACACUUGGACAGAAUUAAAGACUUUAUUAUCCUUCAUUGGACAUAUUCAUCAUGUCAUCUUGGCUUGUGGUCGGGAUCUCCGGGGUAACAAAUGGGGGCAAGUCCACCCUUGCCCAGCAGCUGCAGUCACGUCUCCCCACUCACACACAGGUCAUCUCUCAGGAUGACUACUUUUACCCAAAGGACUCCCAGUACCACGUCCCAUGUCCUGGAGGCUUGGCACACCACAACUGGGAUAUCAUCUCUGCCCUGGACAUGAAGAAGAUGGUGUGUGAUGUAAUGGAGAUUGUGAAAUCCCACCCAGACCAAAAUGACAGCAGCCAUAAGGGAGGCACUGGCUCUCCCUUGUCAGAGGAGGUGGGCCUCCGUCCAGUCCUGCUUAUGGACGGAUUCAUCCUGUACGAUGACCCAGAGAUUCUGGAACUGUGUGACUUGCGUUACUUCUUUACUCUGACGCAGGAAGAGUGCUGGGAGAGAAGGUCACAGAGGACCUAUGACCCACCAGAUCCUCCGGGAUACUUUGAGGCCUGUGUCUGGCCCAUGUAUGAGGAGCAUCUGGUAAAGGUCAAGGAAGGGGUUCCCAAUGUGGUGUUCCUUGAUGGCAUGGAGGAAAACCUCUCUGCUGUCCUUCAGCAAGUGACUGCAGCGGCUCGUCUCAAAGGGAAGAAGUACCCAGGAGCAAUACUUGGCUAGAUGGAGAAGGGAGGCCAUGUCAUGUUCUAUUUCACACUGUAAUGGGAUUUUCUGAUGUAAAAUUUGGUUGUAACAGUUUUUUCAGUGGAUUUUCAUUUAAAUAACUUGACUUAUUGAAAGCAUUAAUUCAAUUAAGCUUAUGCAUAAUUCAGGUAAUGAGUGAGAUGAGGCUGUGAACAAAAAAAUUUUAUAUAUGUAUUAGCGUAGUGUGAAAUGGACUUGAAAGAAUUUUUAGCAUGUAACUUGGGACAUUUGAUUUGGCCCACAUUAAACUUUGAACUUGGGAUUUCCUGUGGUAAUAGUUUUCAGUUCAUUAUCACAUUGUAACGAGAUGCUGCUUAAGAGCCUCACUUCCAACAGGUUCCAAGUGUACCCCAGUAUUUCUUUUCUGGUGUUGUGCUAGUAACUAUGUUCACAGAGAUUCUCUCUCUCUCUCUCUCUCUCUCUCUCUCUCUCUCUCUCUCUCUCUCUCUCUCUCUCUCUCUCUCUCUCUCUCUCUCUCUCUCUCUCUCUCUCUCUCUCUCUCUCUCUCUCUCUCUCUCUCUCUCUCUCUCUCUCUCUCUCUCUCUCUCUCUCUCUCUCUCUCUCUCUCUCUCUCUCUCUCUCUCUCUCUCUCUCUCUCUCUCUCUCUCUCUCUCUCUCUCUCUCUCUCUCUCUCUCUCUCUCUCUCUCUCUCUCUCUCUCUCUCUCUCAAGUGGCAGGUGCUGAAUUUGACAAUGUCCAUCAGGUGUGCAGGGUUACCAUGGAGGAGAGUGUUGAGUUAACCUGCAUGCCUAAUGUGCUCAAAUAGUUAAUGCAUAAAAGUGUGUAAGGGAAAAAAACGAAUUUCUUGUUCCUAAGGAUAUUCUUUAUGUAAUUCUAAGUCCAAUGUAGCCAGAUUAAUUUCUUAACAUUACAUGUAUUUAGUUAUACUUAAUACUCUCAGUAGCUUCAGGAAGUUUGAAGUAAAUAUAAAAAAAAAGCUGAUAUUGCCCAUGCCAUUAGUUGCCUAAGUGUACUAACCAUUAACUACUAAAACAGAGUUGCAGGUGACAUCAUUCCAUUAGUCAGGAUGUUCUGAUUAGCCAUAAUGCUGAGACAUGUCAGUCUGGACGCACCACGCCCAUAGCCAUCUCAGGUAUGCAAGAUUCACCGGUCCCAGUUUUGUAUGUCCAUUGACAACUUGAAAUAGCGAUACUUGGAUGUCUGUAUGGUACCAAAAUCUUAAUUUUGUACAAUUUUCAACACUGAUGUAAAGGGAAGUUUAAGUUCAUUAAACGCGUAAAAUCUU